CACUUUCCAAUUUUCCCAACUGAUUGUACUGCCGGAUUUCACUAUUUCUAUCCUACCUUGUUAAUUUUCCGGGUUAUUUUCCAGCUCCGCUCUAACUACAAGUUGUUCUCUGGAGCGUAGAGUUUGAGGGCAACCUGUUUGAUUUUUUGCCUGAAAGAGAAACUAUUGUUAUUGCUCCGUAUUUGUUUUGUUUCUGGCUUUUGCUGUGGAGCCUCGCAACUAUGGAGUGUGCUGUGAUUCAUUCGCUGGGACAAACAAGCAGCUUAACCUGCUUCAAGAUGGAGAAUGGUAAUAGAGUUCAGGGGAGGAUUCGUUCCGCAAGUAUAAAGAUGGGUUUGAGGAAGGGGGCGGUCGCUUUGCGUCAUCAAGCAUACAUGAGGAAACAUGUUCCACAGCGUCCCUCUGGGGAGACACAUUGUAGCCCUAUCAGUCUGGAGGAGGAAUUUUCAGCUGUGCAAUCCCGGGACAUUACGAGGCUUGAUGAGCCCGAUGUUGAAUCUUCAGAUGUUGAUGAUGAUCUUGGCAGGCCUUUGAGUUCUGAGGAGUUAAAGGUGCUGCUAACUGAUUCUGAAAGAUUAAAUAUCCUCAAGAAAUUGAGCGAAGCCAAUCAACAUAAUCGGUUCCUAAAACGCCAGUUGCAAGCAAGGGAGGAAGAAAUGGUUGAUUUCAGGAGUGAAUUGUCUGCCAUUGAACUUGAUAUUGAGGCUUUGGUCAGUUUGGCAGAAGAAGUUGCAAGAUCUAACAUCCCAGAAGGUUCUAGAAAGAUUAAUGGAAAGUAUAUUCAAUCUCACCUCCUUUCACGUCUCAAAGCUUUAAAGGGGAAACUAAAGGAACAAGUAAAGGAUGUGGAUGCUGCUCAACCCAAGGAGGUUCCUUUAUUCUGGAUGGGUAUGGCUGAGAGUGUGCAAGUGAUGGGAUCUUUUGAUGGAUGGAGUCAAGGAGAGGACUUAUCCCCCGAGUACGCUGGUGAUUACACACAUUUCUCCACGACACUAAUGCUCAGUCCGGGAAGGUAUGAGAUCAAGUUCUUGGUGAAUGGAGAGUGGCAGCUAUCCCCAGAAUACCCCACUGUUGGUGAGGGGUUAAAGAAGAACAACCUACUGAUUGUUGAAUAAUAGUUCCACCAUUGGCCCUACCGAACACAAUUCAUGCCUUCAUGGUGUGAUAAGCCUUUCCAACAAUUAUUGUGUGCUUUAAUAAGAUGAUUUAACCCUGUUUAAAGGAUUUUAUAAGCAUGAUGAUCUCAGACAUGACUCUAUAAGCAAUUGCACUAAGGGUAG
This is a messenger RNA of Cuscuta campestris, 1280 nucleotides long. Lineage: Eukaryota; Viridiplantae; Streptophyta; Magnoliopsida; Solanales; Convolvulaceae. The record is from the annotation of a GenBank genome assembly.